Messenger RNA from Phyllotreta striolata, 1553 nucleotides. The record is from the annotation of a GenBank genome assembly. Lineage: Eukaryota; Metazoa; Arthropoda; Insecta; Coleoptera; Chrysomelidae.
CGAAAUGAUUGUGUUGGUGGCAAUUUGCAGCUUCUUAAUUGUUUCUCAGCUGUCCUCGGCACAAGACUGCCUGAGCAGAGAUUUCGGCAACGACGGUACCGUCUGCGUCUGCAAUGCGGACCACUGCGACACCCUCGCUCCCAUCGCUAAAGUCCAGAAGGGCACAUACGCUUCUUUCACGUCGAAUCUCGACGGUUUGAGGUUCAAAAAGGACGAAGGCAGUCUCGAAGCAUCGACAGAGAACGCAACGAAUCUGAUAAACAUCGGUAAGAAAACCUACCAGGAGAUCCUCGGUUUCGGCGGAGCGUUCACCGACGCAACAGGAAUCAAUAUUAAAAGUUUAAGCGAAGAUGUGCAAGAUAAAUUAAUACAAGCAUAUUUCUCGGAAAACGGUUUGGAAUACAAUAUUGGUAGAGUUCCAAUUGGAGGAACCGAUUUCUCAUUGGAAGGAUACUCCUACUGUGACACCGAAAACGAUACAGCUGAUCCACAAUUAACCCAAUUCAACUUAACAUCGGCCGAUCAUGAUUACAAAAUUCCAUUCAUCAUUAAAGCUCUUGAAUUGACCAACAAUAAACUAGAUUUGUUUGGUUCUGCUUGGAUAGCCCCGAACUGGAUGAAAACCAUUCCUGGAUUUUUGGCUCGAGAUUCUUUUAUUAAAGACGAGUUUUACCAAGCCUGGGCGGAUUAUUUUGUGAAAUUCCUCCAAGCUUAUAAAGAACAAAACAUUCCUUUUUGGGGUAUAACCACUGGUAACGAACCUCUUACAGCUUAUGGUCAGAAAAAAAUUCCAUCUGUAGCCUGGAACGUUGAACUAGCGAAAAAAUGGAUUAAAGAAAACCUUGGCCCAGCAUUGAGAAAAUCCGAAUUCUCCGAUAUCAAAUUGAUGAUGCUCGAUGAUCAGAGAUUACUAUUACCUAGCGCAGCCAACGAGUUACUCGAUGAUAAAGAAGUUGAUAAGUACGUAGAUGGUAUAGCUGUACACUGGUAUUCGGACUGGAUAAUAUCAACGAAAAAUCUAGAUGACACUAACGAUAAUCAUCCAGAAAAAUUCUUAUUAGCUACAGAGGCCUGUAAUGGAUAUAUGUUCAACGAUGUGUUAAUAGGAAAUUGGGAUAGAGGAGAAGCGUACGCGAAAAGUAUUAUAGAAGAUUUAAACCACUGGGUAACGGGAUGGACCGAUUGGAAUAUGGCUCUAAAUGUUGAUGGUGGACCAACAUUCAUCAACAACGUGGUUGAUUCUCCUAUUAUAGUGAACGCAGCCGCUAAUGAAUUCUACAAACAACCGAUGUAUUACGCUCUGGGUCAUUUUUCUAAGUUCAUUCCCAAAGGAUCGCUGAGACUGGAAUCCUCUUCGUUCGAUGACCAAGUUAACGUAGGAGCUUAUAGGAGACCUGACGGUGGAACAGUCGUGGUGGUUUUGAAUAAGGAUACCGAAGCUAAAAAUGCAACGAUAAGAGAUGCAUCAAACAGUAAAGAUAUCGAGAUUGCUUUAUCGCCCAAAUCAAUAACUUCGCUUGUAUUUUGGUAAAGUAAAAUAGCGGUUUGAAUUG